AUGGAUGUCGCCGGUCCAUCACUGAUGCCUCCCAAGGUAAAGAAAUCAAAUUGGUCCGAAGAUGAUAAGUUUCAAUUGGUUUACGAAAUCGAGAAACGAAAACGUGUAAUUAAGAACAAAUUUAACAACAGUAUUACAAAUCUGCUAAUAAAAAAAGCGUGGCAGGAGAUCGCAUCCGUGAUGAAUUCGCGGCAUCCAUCGACGCUGCGCACUGUGCCACAACUCAAAAAGCAGUGGCAAAACCUGAAAUGUCGCAGCCGCGCUGAACUGGCCCUCUCGAAGAGAGCACACUCCACGACCGGCGCAGGGCGCAACGACCACACGCUGACACAGCUGGCUGAGGCUGUGCUGGCGGUCAUCGGUUCCACAAGCCCCAACCUUCUGGGUAUCGAAGGAGGCAUAGACACCGACGAGGCCAGCACAGCAUCAGUCAGCGUGCAGCAAACCACUAACGAAGUGGUUGGAGAGGACCGAGUUCUCAGCUACGAAGUUCAAGUGGACCCCGGGGUCGCAUUCCUCGAGGUGCCGGAGUCCGAAGAAACCCUGGACUACGAGCCUCCGGACUGGCCGCUGGACGAGGAUGAGGCACCCGUGGAGACUGGUGCAGCAGCUGCGCUGCUACGUCGGGAGGGGCCUCCUCCUGCGGCAGGGGGACCGCCUGAGGCAGCAGCUGCUGCUGAAGGGCGACCGGCACCACUAGGCCUGUGGGGACCACCUCGUUCACGACUGGUCUGGAGGCCCAGCGCACCACCCGCAGGCUCGGCAGCCAGCACAUGGGCUGCAGACAAACAGUUUUAUAGAGACAUCUUGGAGCAACAACACGAGAACAUAAAGUUAGAACGGCAGUGCCUCCUUGCCAAACUGAAGGCGACGGAAGAGCAGGCAAGGGCAUCGGAAGGGCAGGCAAGGGCAGUAAGGGCAGCCUGCGAGGCUGCCGAAUUGAUGAAAAAGGCAGCAAACUUCUAUAUUGAACAGGGAGAAAAAAUGUUCAAUUUACUUGAGAAGGCCCUACAACAAGUCCCUUAA
Molecule: messenger RNA, 1026 nt
Organism: Ixodes scapularis (black-legged tick)
Lineage: Eukaryota; Metazoa; Arthropoda; Arachnida; Ixodida; Ixodidae
Product: nuclear apoptosis-inducing factor 1-like
Exons: 3
Coding region: 1-1026 (341 amino acids)
Cellular component (GO): nucleus
Source: RefSeq, a predicted model, not a curated record